UCCUACUUUUUCAGCAACUGUUGCUGAAGUCAACUCGGAGUUUGGCUCUCUGUAAUAGGUAUACAAAGUCACAAAGUGAUACAAAUGGGAAAUAUCAGUAGCAGUCAGUAGCAAACAAGCAAGUAGCAGUAGCAGUGGCAGUCAGUAGUGAACGGUAGUGACCAGUACUGAUCGGUACUGAUCACAGCUGAUCAGGUUAGAUCAGAUCACUAUCGUUUAUUAUCACCACAAAAACUCGGAGUCCUAACCUAACAUUUUAGGGCUCGUACCCAGACGAGAUACUGGCCAAAAGUUUUACCAACAUAAAUCAUAAUGAAGCUCACACAAGUGUUGUGUAAACAAAACUUAGGUAGAAUGACACGAUUUAUCUGGCAAGUACAGCGAAAUAGACCUGUACAAUUGACAAAAGCAGAACAAAUUUUAGCAUCUAUGGGUUUCUCUGUACAAGAUGCUUUGGAAGUAGUAAAACCACCCAAACCUUGCAGCGAAUUUGAUCUGCCACCCAUACCACUACACCCUGAUUUUAAGAAAGAAAUCUGUUUAACAUAUAAAGAUACUAAUCUUUUACAAGAAGGUGAAUCGCAAGCAUGUUUAUUGACAAAAACAGUAAAGGUUGACGAUGAAAUUCCAGAAAAAGUAAAAGCUUUGAUUACUGAUAUUCCAGAACAUGUUGAUAACUUAGUAAAAAGAAUUACUUAUACGUCAAGUAUAUUUGAUUCCCAACAAGUAAAAUUACCAAAAUUGAAAGACCCUAAUAGACCUAGUUGGGUAUUUCCUAGACGAUACGGUAUAACAAGCACAAGAAAAAUGCAUAAUUUGUCAAGAAAAUUUUUACUUCUUUGUGAAUCAUUAUGUGAUCCAAGAAUUGCACAAAAUAGAUCAAUGGUGUUCGAUGAAGUUCUGGCAACAUGUAUAGAAAAAGAAUCGGAUCUUUUACAGUUUUCCUUAAAAAUGGAUCUAAUAAUGACAUCUUUGAUGCCUUUAUCACCAAUAGCAGAUGCAAAUGUAGAUAAUGGACUUGAUCUACCUGAUAUUUACCCAUUACAUCAUACUAUUGGUUUAACUAAAUCAAAUAUUUACAAAAUUGAGGAUGAAUAUCCAAUUAAUAUGAGCUCUGCGUUGAUGAAUUCAGUCCACACUAUCUUCAUAAAUUAUGAUCCAGAAACCACUAAGAAUUUAACAGAAUUACCAACCACACAAACUCAAAUUUAUGCACGUUCCUUGAUAGAAUCAUUUACCGCAGCAGCAGUUUAUGCUCGAAAAAAAUUUGGUGCAAAUGUAAAAGAAUUGCCAGAACCAGUUGUUGUGCAAUGUGUUCAGUCGGAUGGACAACAUUUCCAUUUCUCUGUAUAUCAACUCAACACAUUAAACAUUGAUGGGACGGAAGGAAUUAGAAAUUUUUGGUGGUCAGCGCCAACAAUAAAAUUAUAUGAAACUGCUCAAUAUGAAGAUGGGAUACCAUGCGUUGAAGGCUAUAAUAAUGAGGUGUUCAAAAGAUUUCUUGCAUUUUAUAAAAAUGAAUGAAAGAGAAGUUAUUAUUAAUAAACAAUAAUUACUAAAUAAAAAGUCGUUGAACUAUUUUUUAAUAAAUGUAAAAAUACU
Molecule: messenger RNA, 1602 nt
Organism: Hylaeus anthracinus
Lineage: Eukaryota; Metazoa; Arthropoda; Insecta; Hymenoptera; Colletidae
Gene: mRpL37
Product: 39S ribosomal protein L37, mitochondrial
Exons: 7
Coding region: 313-1524 (403 amino acids)
Biological process (GO): translation
Cellular component (GO): ribosome; mitochondrion
Molecular function (GO): structural constituent of ribosome
Source: RefSeq, a predicted model, not a curated record